Messenger RNA from Uranotaenia lowii, 744 nucleotides. Its product is annotated as actin-histidine N-methyltransferase-like. Gene Ontology annotation, biological process: peptidyl-lysine dimethylation; peptidyl-lysine monomethylation; actin modification. The record is from RefSeq and is a predicted model, not a curated record. Lineage: Eukaryota; Metazoa; Arthropoda; Insecta; Diptera; Culicidae. Gene Ontology annotation, molecular function: histone H3K4 methyltransferase activity; transcription coactivator activity; histone H3K36 methyltransferase activity. Bases 1 to 744 code for a protein of 247 amino acids. The transcript has a single exon.
AUGGCUUCGACCAAGAAGAUUUCGAUGAGCAAACUGCACGAGCUGACCAGUUUGCUGGAUCAGCUCAUCAAGCACAGUUUCGGCAAGACGGCGAAUCUGAACGAACAGUUCAAACAGUACCAGGAAAUGUACAACAUCCUGGAGCGAAUCCGUAAGAUCGAAUCGGAACUGAAGCUUAAGAUAAGCAACGGGAAACCGCGCAAGGCCAACAUCGACGCGUUUGUCCGCUGGGCUCGGGAACACGGCUCCCAGUUCGAUGGUAUCAAAGUGUCCGAAUUCUCCGGCUACGAGCUGGGUCUGGAAGCGACUCGGGACUUCCGGGAGGGCGAGGUUUUUGUUACGGUGCCGCGAAAAAUUAUCUUCUCGGUGACGACCGAUAGCAAAAUUCCGGAAAUAAUGAAAGACAUUCCAAUGAUGAUGGAGAAGAACAUGGCCAAUGUGAUGCUGGCCCUGUCCCUCAUCGUGGAACGGUUUCAUCCGACCAGUCCGUGGAAACCGUACCUGGAUGUGCUGCCGGAUCGCUACUCGACGGUGCUGUACUUUAGCCCGGCCGAAAUGGCCGAGCUCAAGGGUACCAGUGCCUUCGGGCCGGCACUGGUCCUGUUCAAGAACAUCAUCCGGCAGUACGGUUACAUCAAACAGUUCAUCCAACCGUCGACGGCGCUGCUCAAGGAAAAUUUCACCUUCGAUUUGUACUGGUAUGUAGGAAUUUUGAUUUUCCUAUUUAGAUUUCACUCUAGUUAA